Spodoptera litura is the source of this 3031-nucleotide messenger RNA. Lineage: Eukaryota; Metazoa; Arthropoda; Insecta; Lepidoptera; Noctuidae. The record is from RefSeq and is a predicted model, not a curated record.
AUGGAAUCUGAAACAAGUAGACACUCAAUUGAAUCCCAAACUAAACAAACUGACUAUGUGAAUGUGAUUGAGAAUGUACGUCCGAGCUAUGAGGAGCACAUGUCUGAGAGAAACUCUAGCCAGAAAGAAUCAUUCGAAGCUGCUGGAGGCUCUGUUAGGGAUUGGACUGAAGAACCAUCAAAGAUCAACUAUAUAAUUAGACCACACGGAGUUGUUCCAGCAGGAUUUACACCGUCAAUUCAUAGCAUUUUGAGACAUUUAAACAAGUCCUUAGGAAAUGAAUCCGAAACAGACACUGAGACUGAGGCACUCAAGACGGAUGAAGAGUUACUCAGGGAAGAGUUUCCAAAACACGUGACCAAUCUGAUGAACGAAGAGAACUACUGGGGCUGUUUCUACGUAUAUCCUGAUCUGUAUGCGGAUGUAUUCUCACCUGUUGUUAAGAUACGCGAGAUAGAAGAUGUACCGGAGUUGACUGGAGGCGUGCUGACCAGAGACAUGGUCACAGCUUGUCUGACGUACCUCCACCGCACUCCUAUCUUGGGAGACCUAGUCUUUAUCAAAUUAGAUCUUUCAUCGAAGCAUCUAAUGAAGAUUGAUGUUCUACAGCACUAUAAAUUUUUAGUAUAUUUGAACUUAUCAUCAAACUUGCUGACAGAAUUGACAGUAUUGUCUUAUCUCCCGUACCUGCAGUUCUUGUCAGUGGAUUUCAAUAGACUUGCAACGGUUUUGGAAUAUACCACACCUCAAUGGUUCCUAACCGAAGUGCACUACAAAUACAAUUCGAUAAAACGAAUUAGAGAUUUGUCCGCAUUCUGGUCGAUAACUGUACUUGACUUGUCGCAUAAUAAUAUCAAGGCUAUAACGGGACUGGAGAGCUUAAUAUACCUUCGACGAUUGGACUUAUCAUUCAACCACAUUCAACGUCUCGAGAACUUGAACCACCUGCGUCUGCUCUGGCUGGAUGUAUCUUACAAUAAUAUAUCUAGUUGCGAGUUUGGACCCAACAGUGGAAUCUGGACCUUAUUGCAUCUAGAAUAUCUGAACCUGAAUGAAAACAAUUUGACAUCAAUGAAAAUGUUUUCGUAUUGUACUAGACUUCGAGAGCUUCAUCUGCGCAACAACCGAUUUAGCAUUUUGCUCGAACUUGCAGUGUAUAUGAGUCAGAUGCGACGACUGCUCGUACUCGAUCUUAGAGCAAACCCUAUUUGCUCGAUACCUUGUUAUAAAAGUGUUGUAAUCAAUACAUUUUCCAUGCUACUCAGCUUAGACGCUGCGGAACUCGAUCCCGUCGAACAGCGCACUCUGAUGAUGGGUUAUAAUCCCGACAUUACCAUGCACACCACUCGAAAGUUACUGCGACUGCUUUACAUCCAACAACUUUCGAAGGCUCGCAUCUCACCUUACAUUCCCCCGGCGGAUACACAAGAUGUACCCAUCGUCGUAAUAGUUGGACACGAGGGGGUCGGCAAAGGCAAUCUAUCUCGUCGUUUGGCAAAAGAGUGCAGUUCCCACAUACAGCUCGCGCUUCGUCACACGACCGCCUCCUUCCACUUCGUAGACCACUACAUAGAAAUCACUAGAAGCAAGUUUGAUGACAUGCUACUGGCUGGCGACUUCCUCACUUAUACUGAAAUGGACGGGGAGUCAUAUGGAUUAAGUCGAGAGGAAGCUUUCGUAACAGAGGGAAAAGUGAAGAUUGUGUGUUUGGAUUUACCCGCAGCUUUGAUGCUGAAAUUACGUGGAUACAGGCCAUAUUUGAUCCUUGCGACGUACAUGGAUCGGAAAUCCUUAUCAACUAUACAAGAGCGACGGAAAACGUAAGGAAAUUGUAGUACUCGAGAACGCAUGUCUCUCGAGACGCCAAUGGAGCGCUCCACUCUACAAGUUUUGCUAUCGGGUCGGAUUAUAAUCACCGGGAUUAUAAACGAGAUCAUCCUGGGUCUCCCGGAGGAAAAACAGCAGAGUGAAUUUAUGAUAGAAUCAGAAUGCUCCCUGAUGAUGGACAGUGAUGCUCGAGCAAAUAAGGAAUACGCCAAAGGCUACAACAUACUCGCCCUUUUAAAUUCAAGCACUUCAUCUUUAGACGAAGUAAUGAAGCAAACUCAAGAAAAAGGUAGUAUGGAAGAAAGGAGUCUUUACUCCUUGUUCAAAGAGUCACAGGGCACGGCUGAAUACACCAGCGAUGUCAACGGACAGAACCAAGCAUCUUAUCAAGAACGUGUUGCGAAAAGAUCGGAAUGUCGGCCCUCUCGUCAAAGACCAGUGGACAAGUACUCCAAACAAUCGAGCAUCUCCCAUUCUCAUCGUUUAGUUAUACCGGACAGCUCCAAGUCUUCAAACUCGAAAUCUGUGACGUUUACCUCACAGGACGAGCACGGUGAAGUUGACCAAGAUGUCGCUGGACUUAUGGUGGAUCCUGCACCAGAAUCUAAUAACAAAGAAGCGGAGAAACAAAUACGGUCUAUUAGCACACGUAUCCCUUGGCAAACAGCACAGUGGCAGACACGUCGAGAGUCGCAAGUCGGCAUGGAUGAGUCAGAUCUAUGGAUAGCCUUCCUGACAGAAGCCGGAUACUUGCAAGCUAGCGACAUCAAUGCUCAACUAUCGGACACCUACACCCCUCGGUUUUCAAAGACUGAAGACGAUACACUUCUACGCCAAAUAACAGACACGCUAUUGCCAUGUGACACUCCUACGACGGGUUUGACGGACCCCUAUGAACACGUCCAUCGCAAAAACCCAGGAUUGUUCUGGGAUACGGUAGCAAUGGAUGAUCCUGAGCAAGCUUUUAUCAAAGCACGAAGAAUUAUUCGUGAUAUUGUCAACUCUCAAAAAUCACUCAAACCUAUGUUUGACAUUGAUUUUGCCCAUUUCCGUAAACAUCCUACAGUGCAAAAGAAACUAUCGAAAAUUCGUCAGCAAAUAGCGCCCCAGCAACUGUUCUAUUAAUUUGAAUUAUAAUAAAAUAUUACGAAAAAGUGUUUUAUUUUGUUUUAGUACAUUAAGUAAUAAGUAAAUUAUAAGUAUC